AUGAGUGCAGCAGCAAAUCAAGGCAAAGAAUCAGCAGAACUUCUAAUUUCACAAGGAGCAGAUAUUGAAACCAAAAACGAUGAAGGAAGAACUGCUAUUCUAGUGGCUGUUAUUCAAAACUCUCAAGAAAUCGUAGAACUUCUUAAUUCACAUGGUGAAGAUAUUGAUUUAAAAGAUAUAUAUGGAAAUACUGCUCUUCAUUUGGCAAUAAUGAACAAAAGAAUAGAUAUAGCAAAGCUUUUAAUUAUGAAAGGUGCUAAUGUAAACUCUAAAAAUUCAAUUGGAGCUACAGCUCUUCAUUGCGCUGUAACUGUGAAUUUGAAAGAAAUUGUCGAACUCCUUGCUACAUCAGGUGCAAAUUUGGAUGCUAGAACCAAUUCUGAACUUACUGCUCUUCAUAUUGCGGUAGAGGGUGGUAUUUUUGAACAAUGA
Trichomonas vaginalis G3 is the source of this 432-nucleotide messenger RNA. RefSeq names its product Ankyrin repeat family. Gene Ontology annotation, molecular function: protein binding. The record is from RefSeq and is a predicted model, not a curated record. NCBI's taxonomy places the organism in Eukaryota, Parabasalia, Trichomonadida, Trichomonadidae. The transcript has a single exon. Gene Ontology annotation, cellular component: cytoplasm; nucleus. The coding region runs from base 1 to 432 and encodes 143 amino acids.